This is a messenger RNA of Ixodes scapularis (black-legged tick), 972 nucleotides long. RefSeq lists its product as uncharacterized. Lineage: Eukaryota; Metazoa; Arthropoda; Arachnida; Ixodida; Ixodidae. The transcript has 10 exons. Bases 1 to 972 code for a protein of 323 amino acids. Gene Ontology annotation, molecular function: metallopeptidase activity. The record is from RefSeq and is a predicted model, not a curated record.
AUGAAAUUGCUCAUGUGGAUAUUUUGCCUUAUUUGUUUUGUGAGUCACGGCGAGGGAGAGGAUACUCGCCAAGUUGGAGUGCGAAUGGUUCUCGAUGAUAAAUACCAACAUUUAUUCUUGGAAUAUCACCGCAACCAAAAUGCAUCUUUGGACGUGUAUCUACAAGUAUUUCUAAACUCGGUGAACCUUUUUUUUCGUGAUAUAAAAAAUCCAAGUGUGGAGUUUGUUCUUGUUGACACUUAUAACAUGACGUCCAAUGAAAGCGGUACACUCCUAGCAAAUAAGAGAAGCACUGAAGAGUACCUUUAUGAACUGCAGGAGUUCGGAAUUAAGCAUAACUUUUCAUCUGAUGGCCUGGUUUUUCUUCUACAUCCAUACCAGUUGACCGCGAAAAACGAAUUCCAAACUUCCUUCUUUGAUGGAUUUUGCAAUACCAGAGGAUAUGGAUUCGGUCAAGACGACGCAAGAACAUUCAGUGGCGUGACAAUGGCGGCGCGUCAAUUUGCUCGCCUAUUGGGUGCCAACGCCGACAAUAUUUCUGGAUGCAAAGACAGUACUUACCUGAUGGCCAAUAACAGAAGCUCUUCAAAUAAGCAUACAUUGUCGGACUGCAGCAAGAGGAAUAUCCAGAACAAAUUAGAGACAAUCAAACAUUCCAGUUGUUUGAGAACAAAUUAUUCUAGACAUGUGAAUUCGACGUACCUUCCGUCUGACUUUUUAGCCGAGAAAGACACCUGUACCAUAAAGAAUCAGAACUAUACAUUCUGUAAUCAUUCUGGCACAGAGCACACGAAAGCUUUUUUUGUUGGUUGCUCAAUUGCCUGCUGUGAAAAGGACGCAGGAAACUUGUAUGUUAUUCUUGCCCCCGAUGGAACAAAAAGUGACGAAUGCCAGCUUUGUCUUGCCGGAAGUUGUGCAAAGGAGUCAGUCACGUCUUCAUCAAGCACACGUGGAGCGGUCUCUGGUGAAUGA